This is a messenger RNA of Racocetra fulgida, 147 nucleotides long. The record is from the annotation of a GenBank genome assembly. Lineage: Eukaryota; Fungi; Glomeromycota; Glomeromycetes; Diversisporales; Gigasporaceae.
AGCGUUGGAAAUGCGAUAUUUUAUGUAAUAAAUGAAGGUUGGAAUCGUUAUGGAAGUAGUAGUAAUUCUUCCUCAUCCUAUGAUCAAGUCACAUUUGGAAAUGGAAAUAGUUCAAAAGAUGGUAGCAAUAAUUCCACUAUAGUCUAG